This is a messenger RNA of Centropristis striata (black sea bass), 2462 nucleotides long. It is a transcript of the gene rhbdd2, whose product is annotated as rhomboid domain containing 2. The transcript has a single exon. Gene Ontology annotation, molecular function: serine-type endopeptidase activity. Gene Ontology annotation, cellular component: membrane. Bases 1110 to 2117 code for a protein of 335 amino acids. Lineage: Eukaryota; Metazoa; Chordata; Actinopteri; Perciformes; Serranidae. The record is from RefSeq and is a predicted model, not a curated record.
AACAUAUUUUAUAUUAAUAAGUGUAAACACUAAAAGCAAGUCCAUUUUCUUGCUCAGUGAAAUUAUAAAACUAUAAUGGCUUACAGUGAAAAUAUGUUUUAGUAUCUAAAAAGAAAUAACAAAUAAGGAAACAAAUUAAAGUGCAUGAAUUGUAAAUAAUAAAAAAGAUACUAUAUAAUGAAUACAAAAAAGUAUAAUAUAAUAACUUCUUAGUAGUUCUUACGCAGAUUUUAAGCUAAUGCUUAAGAGUUUUACAGCGAAGUACAAAUUGAAUACAAAGAAUUGGGUGAAAAAUACAAAAUAUAAAAGCUGUGAAGUGUGAGGUAUAUCAUUUGUGUGUGGCAAUCAUGUGUUUUCCGUGCUGUAAAUUAAAUAAUUGUUCUGGAGUGAAAGGUUCAAUUUCAAUACAAAAAAGUUCAACUUUCCAGUCUGAAUUGUGGUGGAAGGAAAGUAGGGAAUAAAGUAAAAUCACUUUGACAUACAAAUAGGCCUACCUCACAUAAUAUUAAAGUACAGAACUAUGUGCUUACUUAUUCUAUGGUAAAUGUAAAUGAUAGUAAGAACCAAUGUGGGUGAGGGCCAUAGACUGUAUAUACACCGGAAGUUUAGCUAAUUCUCCUUCAAAAUAUGUCAUGAACAUUGGCAGGAAGAAACAUUUGCCCUGCACUUUAAUCCCACAGGCUAUGGGUAUCAUGAUACUCAUAUGGGUAUGAGUAUGAUAUAUUCAAAUAAACUUGGAUGCUUUAAUUUAUUACGCAGUAAAAAAAACUCUGCCAGUUUGUAAAUAUACGUUUUAUUUUGAAAGGGUUUUCACCAGAAGUUGUCUUCUGAACAACAAACUAGCUUGUUUCUGCAACUAGCUUGCUUCUGGGACCUGCGACUCAAUCACGCUCAAUCACGGCUAUAUACAUUAAGAGAAUAAAAUAUUGCCGCCAAAAAGUUAAUGGAUGACGGUUAACCUUUUAGUUAUCCAUCCCAGAGCCCGACAGGUAUACAGUAAGUAAGAUGUCGUCUUAAAUCAGUCUGGAUAUGACAAUAACGUUACUUCCUGAUCAGGAAGUGUUUUGCUUUAGACUCUAAGCCGUGGAUAUCUUACGUUAUUCUGCAAGAUGAUACGAACUGACCAUUUUAAAAUGAUCCUCCAAGUUAUUAAAGACGUGGUUCCUGUCCCCACGAGUGGGAUUCUAACCGUGGUACUUUUAUCGAUUGUUUUGUUUGGCAUCCAAACAUACUUCAGCUUCACUCAGGGUGUCUUAAGUGUCGGUUCCACCGUGUUUCAAGAUGGACACCUCCACAGGCUCCUGACAUACCCUUUUUACCACAAAACGUCAGCUCAGCUUCUCCUGAACAUCACCGCCCUGGUGUUCCUCAGUGGCAGUUUGGAGAAAGGUGUUGGCACUGUCCGCUUCAUGUUUUUGUUCCUCCUGCUGUCGACCACCACAGGCUUUUUCUACAGCUUCCUGGAUCUAAUGCAAAGUGCCAGCAGCAGCCAGAGUCCCGCCGAGGGCUUGGUUCCUGUGGUCCUGGCAUGUGUGGCUCUAACUACCAUGCACACCAAAAUGACUAAAGGAUUCCUGUGUGGGGUCAGUUUCCCAACCAUGGCUCUCCCCUGGGUGCUCCUAAUAGUCACCACUGCCCUCAUUCCUCACUGUGUGCUCCCCUGCAACAUUAUUGGCAUCCUGGUUGGGUGGAUGUACGGAAAAGGACUGUUCUCUCUCCUGGACAUGUCUGAGGCCAGGGCUGGUGCUCUGGAGAAGAUGAUGCCUUUCAGGUUGUUGAGGAGCAUCAGGGGUGUUAAGUUUGUCCCUGCUUCCACAGAGGAGAGGAGGAAGACCCUUCUUCCACAAAUCAAUCCAACACCUGGGUCCUACCCGGUCCAGGCUUAUGCACCUUUAUCCAGCAUCAACACUGCGGCCAAUACCUACCAAGGGUGGCCGGAUUCGACCAGUUCUCUGUCCAGUCCAACACCUCUCAAUCCUCAUGGACAUGGUGCUACACAUGGCUUUGGACAAAGUCAUGGACAUGGUUCAGAGCAGAGUUUUGGACAGAGCUGCAGCCACAACCACAGCCACAGCCAUAGCCAUGGUCAUAGCCAUGGUCAUGGUCAUAGUCAUUAGUCAUGGUCAUUUAUCUGAUUGCUUUACAGCACUCCAACCAUGCAUAUGCUUUACUCUGCGAUAUCCUCAAAAAUGUUCAGUUAAACACCUGUCCACCUGCAGCAUAGUUUGCAGUUGACUGCAUUGUCUGAAAAUGUCAAAUGCUUGGACUACUCUACUUGGUUAUGAACCAAUAUGUGUGGGCUGCCUGCCUGACUGUAUAUUUAAGUGACAUCCCUCUAGACUUUUAUAUAUACAUUAAAACUUUUUUUUUUUUACCAUUUUUUUCUACAAUAAACAAAUGAGUGCAAACUAAAGUCUCUAGAUCAAUCUUUAAAAUGGUUAUGUGCAUAAUCCAACCCUACA